Molecule: messenger RNA, 292 nt
Organism: Fulmarus glacialis (Northern fulmar)
Lineage: Eukaryota; Metazoa; Chordata; Aves; Procellariiformes; Procellariidae
Gene: RPS17
Product: ribosomal protein S17
Exons: 3
Coding region: 12-248 (78 amino acids)
Biological process (GO): translation
Cellular component (GO): ribosome
Molecular function (GO): structural constituent of ribosome
Source: RefSeq, a predicted model, not a curated record
UCACCCACCUGAUGAAGCGUAUUCAGAGGGGACCCGUCCGAGGCAUCUCCAUCAAACUGCAGGAGGAGGAGAGGGAGAGGAGGGACAACUAUGUCCCCGAGGUCUCUGCCCUCGACCAGGAGAUCAUCGAAGUGGACCCGGACACCAAGGAAAUGCUGAAGCUCCUGGACUUCGGCAGCCUGUCCAACCUGCAGGUGACACAGCCCACAGUGGGGAUGAACUUCAAAACGCCCCGAGGAGCGCUCUGAGUCAGUCGCUGUAUGUCACUUUUCCAAUAAACGUGGGGAAACCA